Molecule: messenger RNA, 1584 nt
Organism: Dipodomys spectabilis (banner-tailed kangaroo rat)
Lineage: Eukaryota; Metazoa; Chordata; Mammalia; Rodentia; Heteromyidae
Gene: Cfap418
Product: cilia and flagella associated protein 418
Exons: 6
Coding region: 23-637 (204 amino acids)
Cellular component (GO): cytosol
Source: RefSeq, a predicted model, not a curated record
GAGGGAAACGUGACGAUUCAAGAUGGCGAAGGACCUGGAUGAGCUCUUGGAUGAAGUCGAGAGCAAGUUUUGCAGACUCGACCCUCUGAGGCCGGGCAAGACCGAGCGGGCCAAAGGCCGCGGCGGCCUCACCAACUUCAGCGACUCCAGCCAAGACCAGACGAGGAAGAAUCUCAGAUCAACAGAAAAAGAAGAUGAUCUUGAUAGUCUUAUUAAUGAAAUAUUUGAAGAACCCAACUUGGAUAGAAAAACUUUUAAAUUAAAAUCUAGAUCUUCAGGUAACACAUCUACUAAAGCCUCUAUUCAAGGCCUCAGUAAAAGUUGCGGACCCGUGUACCUGAGUGGAAGCAAUGUUCCGUGGGGGAUUGGAACGAAUGCAUCACAGAGAGCAUGUGACCGUCUGCGUUGUAUAGCUUGUGAUUUCUGGGUAGUGAGCUACAGUGACUAUAUGUGGGACAAAUCCUGUGAUUAUCUGUUUUUCAGGAACAACAUGCCGGACUUCCACAAAUUAAAAACAAAACUGGUAACGAAGAAAGGAGCCCGGGCUUAUGCCUGUCAGUGUAGCUGGAGAACUAUUGAAGAACUGACAAACCUGCAGACAGAUCAUCAGCUUCGCUGGGUUUGUGGUAAACAUUAGGAAUACAGACUUUACAUUUGGACAAAUGCAUCAGUAAGAAUAGACUCUUAACUGAUCGCCAUCAUAUUUAGACAGAGGUGUAUACUAAUACCACGCCUUUGGAAUUUCACUUACCUACACAAUGAACUGGAGGAGACAGACAUACUAUACUAUAGCAAUUUAGAAUUAUUCGUGUGUGUGUGUGUGUGUGUGUGUGUGUGUGUGUGUGUGUGUGUGUCUCUCUCUCUCUCUCUCUCUCUCCCACUUGAGCCACAGCUCCACUUCCCAAGCCUUUUUGGUGGUAUUAACCACCGAAAUAAGAGUCUUGUCUUGAAGAUAAAAGACUCAAGGACUUUUCCUGUCUGGGCAGGCUUCCAACUGUGAUCCUCAGAUCUCAGCCUCCUUAAUAACUAGGAUUAUAGGUGUGAGCCACUCAUGCCUGGCAGAAUUAUUCCUUUUUGGUACGUGGAUGCUUCACUUAGUAAGGUAACAAACCCAGACUUUUUGCUAGGCUAUCUCUUGUCCCAUGGAAAGUUUAAUUAUGGAGUUUGUAGAACUAUAUGGCCAUUAAUUAGCAAUUGCGGUGUUGUCUGCUAAUAUAUUUAAUAUACACAUUCCUCAUAUAUAGCCGUAAGAUGAAUCUAGCCAGGGUAGAGAAGUCAUUGUAGAAAUGUUCACAGCACCUCCUCCAGUCUGAUCUGUUACUGCCAGAGAUCAGAAUUUGGACUCAGUAAAGCCACACAAUGAGUGGCUAGCUGAAGGGUUGUCAGGAAUACAGAUAUUUGUAAAACACUGCCUAUAGCUCAUGGACCUCACCAGUGACAGGCAGAACUAUACACAAUAAUGAUAAUGUUAUAUUACCAGUUUUAGCUUAUUUCCUCUCCCUUUGUUUUAUAGUAUCAAAAGUUAUUUAGUUUCUAUCUUAACAAAUAUCCAUUUAUAUAUGUAUAAACAAUUCUUUUUUUUUU